AGUGCUUCCGGUUCAAAGGUUGUUGUUCACGCCAUGUGCUUCUUAUACCUCGAUGUUGUUACUUUUAUGUCCAAUUCAGUGAAGUGACAGAUUAUACCUUUCCUCUUUUUUCCUAAUAUAUUGUAAGUGUACUGUAGAUUCAGUAUGUCGCAUAACAUAUCUUCGUCCAGUGGACGGGAAAAGGAUAAUGGAGUUUCUAGAUUCGCGUGUCCUGCAGACUUUGUGCCUCUUCAGUACAGCUGCAGUGAGAAGUGUGUGUUGGAGAGAGGAGAAAACACGGAGCUGUGGCUCAUUAAAGCUCCAGCUCGCUUCAACCCCAGCAGUCUGGCAGAUUUGAAAGUGUCCUUAUCAGGCCUGGAGAUGAUCCAGUCUACUGAUGCAUCUCCUCAGGUCUACAGUGUUCUCUCAAGCUGCUCAGGCCCUACUGACCUCCAUCUUUUCACCUCUAGUGAUAAGCAAAACGCAUGUCCCAGUGUUUCUGGCUUUGCUGGAAUCCUCAAUAUCAGUGAAAGUUAUGGGGACUGCAGUGCUAAUCAGAGCCCUAUUCCCAUCCCAGCAGCCCCUGCUCCGUGCUUCCCACCCGGCCUGAAGCAGCGCUUCCAGCCCUUCGGCAGCUCUACACCUGCUCGCAUGUUUCAGAGCACCACCUCGACCUCUCUUUUGCCACUACAGAAAGCAGAGCUGGAGUCUGAGGAGACUGAAGUCCAGAGUAAAAAGAAGAAGAAAAAGAAGAAAGAGAAGCACAGUAGACAGGAGCCCAUGGCCCACAUUAAGAAGGAAGAAAUAUAUUAUGAGUGUUGUGAGCUGCAAGUCCUGGAGCCAGUGGAGGAAGAUGGGACAGCAGAGAGAAAGAAGAAAAAGAAGAUUAAAAAAGAAAAGGAGUCACAGGAUGAGUUUGCCAUUGAUGACAGUUUGAUAACCAAAGAGGAACCAAUGGACACGUCAUAUGGUGAUCGUGAGAGCCCUGUGAAAAAGAAAAAGAAGAAGAAGAAGAAGGAACAAGAUGAGUAAACAUUCAUUAAAGGUCAUUAUACACUCUAUUAGGAACACACUUUUCCAGUCUUCAACUAUCCAGUGUUUGUGAAACUGUCCCCACUGCAGCCUCAGCUUUCUGUUCUUGGCUGACAGAAGUGGAACCCGACGUGCUUUUCUGCUGUUGUAGCCCAUCUGUCUCUAGGUUAGACGUGUUGUGCAUUCUGAGAUGCUUUCCUGCUCACCACAUUUGUACAGAGUGGUUAUGAGUGACUCUAGCCUUUCUAUCAGCUCAAACCAGUCUAGCCAUUCUCUGCUGACCUCUCUCAUCAACAAAGUGUUUCCGUUUGCAGACCUGCCGCUUACUAGGAUACUGUUUUUUGUUUUUUUUUUCUUUUUCCUUUAUUGCGCCAUUCUGUGCAAUAUUGUGAACAUUACCCGAAUCUGCUGGCCCGUAUCUGCAUGAUAUUCUGCACUGCACUACUGACACACGAUUGGCUGAUUAGAUAAUUGCAUGAGUGAGUAGGUGUACGGGUGUUCCAAAAAAGUGCUUUAGUGAAUGUUUAUUUUGAUGGUAACUAUGGUGAUUUUUAAACUUUUAUGUCAGAAAAGUUGACUACAACAGUUAGUCAUGUUACAACAAACUGUAGGCUGAAACACAUAAAUGAAUUUAUUGCAUCCUUUUUGGCAAGGUGGCAUAAACAAAUACUGAAAUGUCAUGCAGAAGACAACAUUUUUAAUCGUAAAUCAUAUUUUGCUAAAACGUUACUUGUUGAAUUCAGUUGAUCACAAAUGUUUGCAUACCCUUAAGACAAAUUUGUGAUCUUUUUUUUCCCUAUAUAGGAACUUCAGAUUAUAUUACAUAAUACAUGGCUUCGUUUGUUUGUUUUUUAACACAAAGAUCCCACACUGUAGCUUUAUGAUAUUAAUAAUAAAAAAAUUACUAUCAGUGCACUGUGAUGUACAGUACAGUUCAAGGUGCUUUAUUGCUGGACAAAACCACUUGGGUGGAAUUUGGUUUCAUACAGAUCUGUGUAGGUGCAAAUCAUCAGUAAAAUGAGGAACAGCACAAAACACAUACAAAAAACAUAAUAAAUUGCAAAUAUUACAAUCUAAAAAAUUUAGACUAAAUAUUCUUUAUAAUGUAUAUUCAUUAAUUCAAACUGUUCUUUAAUAAUGUAUUUAACUACUGUAUAUCUUUAUAACUAGCUCCAAACCUUUUUAUUUCCUCUGAACAGCGUUUGUAAUCUCUCAGAUGUAAUAUUCACCCUUUCCACCUCCACCACCCACCCACGUUCUUCUACUAACUCUGAUCUAACUGUGCUAGGUUGCUUGGCCAAUCUUCACCCAUCCUUUUUUUAUUUUAUUUUAAUGUCCACUACAUGUCCUACACUGUGUUUUUUGAAUCAGGGUGAAACAUCCAGCUUAGUGUGACCAGCUGCUAAACCACAAUCUGAGCUGGACAAACUCGUAGACCAUCUCUGCCAGCUGGUAAGUGCUGGUGGGAAGGAAUCAGUUUCUGAAUUACUGCUGCUAUUAUUACAUUGUGCUAAACCUGUAAAUUAAAUCCCAGUUCAACAUGUCAUAUUAGGCUAUAAUAAUGCAAUAUCGAAAAAAAAGUACUUAUUUCAUGUAAAUUCUCACAUAACUAAUAUGUCCAGCUAACUGUUAAUGAUUACAUGUCGCAUCAUAUAUCGAGAGGAUUUUAAUUGCAUUUAGUAUAUUUAUUGACACAACUUUGUUAUUUAGCCGAUUAUGUAAGAGUGCUCAUAGCAGCAGUCAAGGAAAGAGAAGGAACUGAUGUGCAAUAUUGGAUGAUAUGCUACAUAACAUCAUUUGCUGAUGUGGGAAGUAGCAGAGAGUCACAACCUUGAUCUCCGGUGGUGCUGCAUUAGUAGAUAAGUUCACAGCUUCCCUCAAUCACUCCACAAUCACUGCAAUACCCACGCAUUCGUGACAAAACCAUUUUAAAAGUUCAUCGUCAUUAUUGUCAACACAUUAACUAAAUUGCCCCAUUAAAUGUCAACAGCGAGGAGCAUGUCUUAGUGCUUUAGGAGGCCUUUAGGCCAGUGGUUUACAAACUUUUCA
Ictalurus furcatus (blue catfish) is the source of this 3060-nucleotide messenger RNA. It is a transcript of the gene polr1g, whose product is annotated as RNA polymerase I subunit G. The record is from RefSeq and is a predicted model, not a curated record. NCBI's taxonomy places the organism in Eukaryota, Metazoa, Chordata, Actinopteri, Siluriformes, Ictaluridae. Gene Ontology annotation, biological process: transcription by RNA polymerase I. The transcript is spliced from 3 exons. Bases 145 to 1011 code for a protein of 288 amino acids.